UCAUUACCCUGGUUUUGCAAGUGUCUGCUGGGAAUGCAGGGCUCGGUGUGUAUGUGCAGCUCUCAGUGAGUAAGCAUAGUGAAAGCAGAGCUGUGUUUGUGUAGUGUAAAAGGAAGGACCUCCUCCAAUUGGGUGAGUACAACGAGUCUGGCUUAGCUGGGAGGAGGAUGCGGUGUGUGUGAAAGGAGACAGGGCCUCGGGGGAAGCUCAGUGAGGGGAAAUGCUGCCUGGCUUUGCAAGGACAGACGUGUAAGAGACUUUGAGCAGAUUCUGUGAAAUGAGCGUGUGGAUGAAGUUGUCAACCCAGUCUGAAUCUCUAGGGACUUCUGUGAGGCAUCGACUAAACACCUGUGUACACACCAGUGACCUGCCUAAGCCUUAACACAACUGAAAGGACUGGCAUGGUUCCUGACACUGACUGAUGCAGCAAAUGGACUAAAGGUCAAAAUUGGUCCAUAGUGUUCUGAAGUUCAACCCAUUACAAGAAAAAUCGGCGUUGAAGAAUGAAAAUCCUGUCAAGUGACCAUAAUGUUGAUGGACAAACCUUAUGAAUUACAUUCUUCAGAAGGCAUGCCAAGGAUUAUUAAGACUGGGGUGGAGACAAGUUUCCAGUAGUGAACAAUGCGGCCUGAUAAUUCCUAAAAGAAAUGAUGCUGUUUACUAGUUUCAUGAAGAAGCUGGAUCUUCCUCUUUUUCAAACACAAACUGAUGGCAGGUAUUUAUUUAUGUGAAUAAAGAGAGUGCUAGAAAACGCCCUGUGAGAAUUAACCCUUCUGUUACUAGCACUGGGGAAGACCGCCCAGGAAAAAAUAAAGAACAGCUCUGUCACAGUGAAUGUUAUUCCACAUCACCUGCUGGAAAAUCGUUCUCCCAGGGAGAUGAUUCCACAUGAAGUUGUUGGUUUUCCUUCAGGAAUUAAAUGUGACUUCCCAUUCACCAGACUGAACUCAGUAUCAGUCAGACAGUGAGCGAGCAGUGGUGGUUGGCGGGGGUGGCAGAAAGCAAAACAUGAAAUCUAAUCAGGAAAGGAGCAAUGAAAGCCUGCCACCAAAGAAACGAGAAUUACCCGCCACCAGUCGACCUUCUGAAGAGAAGACAGUCGGACUGAGGAGUGAAAACCACCGUACAGAUAACUUGCCAUGGAUCUCCACCACAACCAGCAACCAAAGCAGCUUGGGUGGACGUCACCAUGGGCAAGCUGGAGCUUCACCAGAAACUGGUUUACAACAGGGGGCAGUUUUACAUAAAUCACUUUCUACCAAUAUGGACUAUGCCACCCCCAGUGCUCCAAGGUCAGUACCAGUGGCAACAACAGUUCCUGCCCUUUAUCAAACUACACAAUCAGGGGCAUCUGUGUCUCCUGUGCAAUAUACAAAUGUGCCCCAUACUUUUCAUUUCAUUGGGCCUCCCUAUAGUGGACCAUAUGCAGGAUUCAUCCCAUCACAACUUAUAUCACCUACAUCAAAUUCCACUUCUAGUGCUGUAUCAUCAGCAAGUGUUACCACUCCAUCACAACGCUCCCAGAUGGAGGCUUAUUCCACUCUGAUAGCAAGUGUGGGUAACUUUAGUCAACAAGGGCAUAAAAUCGAACCACAUCUAGAUCGGAAUUCUGGAUUGAUUUCAGCAGGAUCACCACAUACCCAGCCAAGUCAAUAUGUCCAUAUUUCUAAUUCAUCACAGAGUGGCAUCAGAACUCUGUCACCACCGACCAUCCCAGUUCAUUUACAUAAUCACCCUACACUUGCCUUGGGUCCCACUUCACAAGUGCUUUUGCACUACUCAGAUCCAGGAACUCACUACAUCACUAGGGACCCUACAAAGAAGGAAGAAAGUUUCAGAUCACAACCUAAGGAAUUAUUAAAUGGGGAAAUCGAGAAAGUUAGAAGAUUUGGAGUUUCUCCUUCUACAGAUGCACAGUUAAUGAAAGCAGGCAAUAAUAAACCAGCUUCUCAACAUUUUGAGUCAAGGCACGUAGUUGUUCAUCCUAGUACUGAUUACAGUACUCGGGAUUCCUCAGGUGUUCGGACCUCAGUUAUGGUAGUACCCAACAGCAACACUACUGCCACGGACAUGGAUGUCCAACAGACCAUUAAGAGAGAAACCUCACCCUCAGCAGUUCAUAACAAGGGAAGCUUACAUUUAGGAAAGCCAGCCCACCGGUCCUAUGCUUUAUCCCCACAACAGACUCUAUGCCCAGAAGGUGUUAAAACAGUGACCACCUUAUCCCCUCACACAGUCAUCCAAACAACACACAGUGCAGCAGAGCAACUUUCUGUUGGGCUGCCUGCUGCAGCCUUUUAUGCGGGUACACAACAGCCAGUUAUUGGCUAUCUCAGCAGUCAGCAGCAAACCAUUGGCUACCCUGGAAAUUUGCCACAGCACUUGGUUAUCCCUGGAACCCAGCCUUUGCUCAUACCAGUUGGCAAUCCAGAAAUUGAAUCAUCAGGGGUUGGGGUAGCACCUGCUAUUGUCACUUCAUCUCCCCAAUUUGCAGCAGUGCCUCAUACAUUUGUCACUACGCCCAUUCCUAAAAGCGAUAACUACAGUGCUGAGUCAAUGGCAACGCAAACGGCUUACCAGACUGCAUUGGUCCCAGCUCAAAUACACCUCCCAGUUGUACAGUCUGUGGCUUCUAAUGUGUCAACAAACCCUACACUGCCCCCUUAUUUUAUGAAAGGGUCAAUCAUACAGCUGGCCAACGGUGAGCUAAAGAAAGUAGAGGAUUUGAAAACAGAAGACUUCAUACAAAGCGCAGAUAUCAGCACCGACUUGAAAAUAGACUCCAGCACUGUGGAGAGGAUUGAUAACAGCCAGAGUCCAGGGAUUGCAAUUGUACAGUUUGCAGUAGGAGAGCACCGUGCACAGGUCAGUGUUGAAGUGUUCAUAGAAUAUCCAUUUUUCGUGUUUGGCCAAGGCUGGUCAUCCUGCAGUCCUGAGAGAACAAGUCAGAUGUUUGAUUUGCCAUGUUCAAAACUUUCAGUGGGGGAUGUCUGCAUAUCGCUUACACUCAAGAAUCUGAAAAAUGGCUCUAUUAAGAAAGGCCAGUCUAUGGAUUCACCUAGUAUCUUGUUGAAGCACCCAAAGAAUGACAGUCUGCCUGGAAACAGGCACAGGUAUGCGGAGCAUGAGAAUGGGAUUAAUCAGGGAAGUUCACAGGUGGCAUCUGAAAAUGGGGAACUUAGGUGCACAGCAGGAUUGAAUGCAGUGACCUUUGAAGCCAAAAGAGAAUCUGGCAAACCCAUAGCAACAAGGAAGAGGAGGUGGUCUGCCCCAGAAUCACGCAAAAUAGAAAAGUCUGAGGAGGAACCGCCAUUGACUCUUCCAAAACCUUCUUUUAUUCCUCAGGAGGUUAAGAUUUCCAUCGAAGGCCGAUCUAAUGUAGGCAAGUGAGAAAAUUGUUUAGAGAUGAGAAUUAGGCUUUCCCUUGUCAUUUUUAUUCAGAUUACUGUACUGUAGAAUAAAUAACCCAGUAUUUACAUGUUAUCAUCUUAUUUUAGGUUUAUGUUAAAACAUUGUUAUAGUUGAGACUGGUAUCUUGCAGGAGAUUGUUGGUGCAUAUGUUCUUUCCACAAGUGUUCAUUAGUAGCUAGUUUUUUUCAGUAGUGCAACUGAAGGGGCAGUGUAUGGUUUCUGCAUUCUCUGAUGAAGAGGAUUGUAUUUGUGUGGUUCCUGUUAUCUUGUUGCAGUGCCACCUUCAAAAGAUCAACUGGCUUCUGCUUUUUAACCUUUCCAAGAGGAUUACAAGGGAAGGAGAGAGGACAAGCAGAACGUGGGUGCACAUGCGCCUGAGUUUGCAUGUAUACUGGUCUGCAGGGCUGAGAGGGAUUACAGCUUCAUUGCUGUGUUAUAUUGCGGGUCUUUAGCACAGAAAAAAAAUAGAAUAAAACAUCUGUUUUAUCACAUUCACAAUGCUAAAAAAAAAAACAUUUCAGGUGGGGAUGGGUAGCUUGAUUAUUCAGGUAGAUAUUUUUCUUCAUCAAGCCUCACAAACUAUUUGUGUCCAGUGUGGAUUCCCAUAAUGGUGUGGUGGAGCGUUCAUAUUUUGUGAUGUCUUGCUACAAAGACAUGGCAGGACUGCCGGCACUGGGUAUCUCCUUACUAAUCUUUAAAGUAAGACUAACUGCACAAAGCAAACUCACCAUUGGCUAACUUUUGCCGUUUCUCUGAUAUUUUCAUCAUUUGUAUUUUGUUUUCAGUGAAAAUUGUUCCUCCACACACACACACACUAUAUAUAUUAAUUUGAUAGUCAACGAAGGCUGUAAAAUGUAAUGUCUGUUGUGUUUGCAGGAACAAAACUCAUUUUAUUAUUCAGCUAGAUGUCCUAUUGGCAUAAGGUGCCCUCUACAAGUACAGAGUGCACAUCCCUUGAGAGCACUAACCUGAUUUGUUUGCAUCUUGAGUGCAACUUUUUUUUUUUUUUUAACUCUAGUACUGUUUUAUUUCUUUACUAACAACUGGUGCCACUUUUUUAUGUUAUUUUGUUUCCAAUUUUAGUGUGACACAACAAGGAAUUAGGACUGGAGGAAUGAGAGGAGAUUGUCUUUAAGCACUUAAAAAUGCUGUUCACACUUAAUUGCCGAGCAUCUUGGUCUAAUGUUUGCUAAGUACUGUAUUUCACUUUUAAUCUGUGUAUUUAAAGAAAAAAAAAACAAUUUUAUCCAACACUGAAACCUACAUGAAAUAGGUAGAGCUUCUUUUAGCAAGAUGUUGAUCGUUUUAAUGUGGUUUCAAAGGGAUGAAUGUAAAUCUUGACCCAGGAUGUGAUCGUUAUUGUCCCAAAGGACUACUUUUCAAAAGGCACUUUUAUAUAAGAAAGAGUUGAAGUCUGAAGUUAGCUGACAUGAAUACAGAUAGUAGUGGUGGGGAAAAUUAAGCUAGAUAGAAAAAAAAUCAACAAAAAAAACACAUUUUUAUGUCCAGUGUUUUUAAAAGAUGGACUUUAAACAAAAAAAAAAGUAAAAAAAAUAAAAAAAAUAUUGCAGUUUGCACAUCUUAAGUUUUGCAUCUGAAUGAUAUUCCUGCAAUUUAAAUGUAAUGAUGAUGUUGAAGAGAGAGAGGAAAAUAACUGAAAAGACAUGUUUAAAUGUAGCAAUUACUUAUUAGCUUGCCUAAUUAGUUAAGAUAAUGUUUCUUUCACAAUUUCCAUCUUUCUGUCACAUUGAACCAAAUCUAAGGAAUUUCAUAGUAUUUUUGCUCUGUUUUAAGUUUGCAUCUAGAAAUGCAAAUGUCAUAAUCAUGAGUACAGUUAUUUGCUACUAAUAAAUAAAUAUUUUCCACAUUUGUUAAAAAAAAAAAACUAGCAUUAAGCAAAAUAGACUGUAGUAAAAAAUAAAGAAAGAUAAAGAGACUAGCAUUAAUUUAAAGUUGAAUAAUAAUUUCUAUUUUAAUCCACUUUGCUGGUCUGAAUGGAGAAACAUAUAUAUAUAUAUAUAUAUAUAUAUAAUCUCUUUAACUAGCACUUUUUUCGUUUUGACCAUAUAUUUCAUAGUGAAAUGUUCUGUUUGCUUGCUUUUGUGGAAAAUGUAUUUUAUUUUUUAUUGCCUAUUUAAUUUCCCCCUUAUCACAUAAAUGUUUGAAAUCACUGUUGCAUUUAUGUUUUGAUGCAAUAUUAAGAAGUGGUUUGAGAUAUAGUUACUUAGGCUUUCAGGUCUCAAAUUGAAAGCAAUUCAAGGCCUACCAACGUUUAUAUUGCAACAGUAAUCAGUAACAAUUUAUAAAGUUGGAGUUUAAAGGGACAUUGUAGACAAGACAUUUCUCUCACAAAUAUAAAGGCACAUCAAUAUUAAAAAUUAUUUGUUGAAAUUUAAAUUAAAAUAUGCAGAAAAUGCAUAUUCUUGAAAAAUGUUUCCUUACUAGGUAGAAACAAAUUCCAGAGGCUAAUCCUCUACAAACCUGAGCAGGUGCAUUUUGCACAUCAACAACCCUUAAAAAUGAUACUUUUAUCCUUGUUUUGGAUGGAACAUAUUAAUGUGUCACAAUGUCCCAUUAAAUUAGAGUAUAUUUUGCUGGCAUGAAAUAUACCUGUGUAACAACAGCUGAUAUUUACUUUUAUUUGCACUCAGAUAAAGAAUUGUGUAGGUUACUGACAUUUUACAUUUAGAUUGAGUAUUACCAUGUUUUCCACAGUUCAAACAAAAUAAUUUAGUUGAUGUUCACUGCUAUGAAUGUGUUUGUAAAUACAUUAUGUUGAUAAUGUAUUAAAAAGGGAUGCAGAUAUCUAAUUAAAUGCAAAAGGCUAAUUUUCACAGAUUUAGCUUCCAUGCAUCCAAAUGCCAUUAGUCUGAGCCAUUUGCUUAUGUUUGAUGUUAGAAAAAGUUAAUGUUAGAUUAUCUCAUUGACGCAGGGGACAAACUAAAGCAUCUCCAAAAAUCAUGGAAAUUAGAAGAGAUGCAUAUUUAAACUAGUGCAAUAUGAUUCAUAAAAUAAGUUGGUUGUACUGGAAGUAAAAAUUCACUAUAAGUGACUGCUAAAGACGAUUGCCAUUUCAGGAUGUAAAGGGAGAAAAAUAUGUGUAUUAAAAAGUUAUUUAAAAAUAUGAUGUGCCAGCAAUUCUUUAAGUAACACCAAAUAAGAAAAGGCCACCAUAUUUAAACUGAUAUCAUCUAUAUAUCUGUAGUUGAUAUGAGCCAAUUAGUCUAUCUAGACUGCCCCUUUUUCAUUUGUGCAAAAUUAUAAAAAAACAUCCUGCAAACUGGUAACCCAUAAACCAUCAAGAUUAUCCACUCUAACAUGAGUGUGGCAGAAAACAAAUAAUAAACUAGUAAAUUAUUUAAUUAUUAGUAAUAUUACUGGCAAUUAACAAGUAAUGAAAAAUAAUAUUAGUAAAGCUCUCAUAAUCUAGAAAUCAAGACAAACCGAUAAAGAGUUAUGAUCCAGGACACAGAAAUGCUUGCACAUAUGCACACACACUAUGUGUCCAAAACACAAGGGGAAAAGGACCAACGUUUUGGCAAUAACCAUUUCUUCAUGUAUUCAAUGGCAUACAAUCAUUUAAUAUUUUUAUGGUAUAUUUUAAGUCAAGAAAUUAACCAACCCAAAAGCAAUAAUCAACAUAUAACAAUUCAUGAAUAGGGAGAGCAGGGCCUGUCACUCUGGAUGCAGUAACAUACCCUUUCUUGUUCAUACUUUUGGUUCUAUAAAUUUUAACUGCACAGAUCAUUUUUUAAGUCAUAAGCAUCAAACUAUGCUGAGGUGACAUUUCCCUUUCUACAAACCCUCUGUAAUGGUUCUCAGAACGAGGGUUGGUGUCUUAGCCUGCUUAUUCGGUGCUUCGUUGACUCAAACCCAUUUCCAGAAGGCGUUUUAUUUGUCCUCUUUUGUGUCAGAGGCUGUGUCAGAGGUUCUGCCACUCACUGACUUUUGCAGGAUGAUUUGACACCUGAGGGUUUAAUGUUCUACGUAAUCUGCUCAGGGCACUUUUAUUUUUUUAUCUCAUAGUAAGAGGGAUAUAGACAAGCUUAAGCUGAGCAAUCUAAAGCUCACAUUUGUACCACUAAACAAUAUGAGCCGGAAAAUAAUAAAAUACCUAAAAUAAAUCAUUCUGUUUAUGAUAAAUUUACAUAACUUUUUUUCCUGCAGAUCAUCAGUAUCUGUAAAGUAUUCAGAAUAAUAACAUUUUACGUGGAAUGCGCAAUCCGCUAACAUGGAAGUCAUCUAGGACUGUAAAGGGAAAGAGACAGUUAUAAACUGGCCUGUUUGCAGUCUUUAAAGUUUAAAAUCCCACACAUAAUGUGUAUAUGGGACUAAAAAUAAUACAAAAAAAGUUUCAGGGCUUGUAACAGAUGGAAUUAAAUAUUGAUGAAUUAACUGACUCUGCAACAUAUUAUAACAGUGGGCUCUAAAACUUAGAGCUGUUCUAAGAAUUCUAUGUCAUAUCCCUUUGUUGCAAUAUGACAUAAAUGACAACCGGUCACCUAGUUGAAAUGUGGUACAUAGGGUUACAGACUGGGAACUCACGCACUUCCAUAUGAAUAAAAGAUGAAGUGUUUUAGUGCUGCCUUAUAGCGCCUCAUCACACUUCAUUCAGUCUAUGCCUGUGACUGUUACUUAUUUUACAGUGUAUAUUAAACUACAGAUUGAUGGUAGGCAGAAAAAGAUUUAUUUUUGUAAAUAUUAAUAAUACAAUAACUACAUUAUUGACAAGUGAGUUCUACAGGACCAUCCUAUACACUGCAUAUAACACAGAUAGAUAUAUAACCGAAUUCCCAUUGUAGCAUUCUAAUAAAAUCUAUACAAAUGUGUAUGUGUGUAUAAAUGUGUGCAUAUAUAUAUAUAUAUAUAUAUAUAUAUAUAUAUAAAUAUAUAAUGUGCACAUUUUAAAAUCAGAGUAUUUCACCUCUGUGCACAGUUGCCACCAGCAGUUAAUAGAAAUCUAUAGUUGCUGCAUGGUAACAAGGCAAAAAUAACUUGGUUGCUAUGCAACAUCUCUAUUAUCUUAUCCUCAGAUGCAAUAUAGAGUCUCUUUACAUGAUGGCAUCCCAUUUCUAUCAUGAAUUCAGAAUUUUGUAUCCUGGUAUAGGAAUUUAUAUAACAGAGAUCUAAAGUCCUCGUCGUAGGCUACUUUUUUAUUGUGUGUCAUAGGAAUUGAUGUUUUAAUGGUGCCAGGCUUCUGUGGGCACUAAUCCUAUUAAGGGAAUUGUCCGUGGAGCUUCUUAAUUUUGCUUAUUCAGAUUCACAGCCACGGAAAUAAAAUGAAUGUAAUACAAUAAAUUAGUGUAAUUAUGAUUUUAUUUGGUUCAGAAUAUAAUAUCUUUAACUCAUGGCUCUGCCACUAGUAAAUGUAAAGCCAACGUCAGGUAUAUACAAAUGUUUGUAUAGUGAGAAAGCAAAACUUAAAAACAAUAGAAAAUGUGUAUAUAGACAGCAUAUAUAUUUUUUACAUUUCAAAAUGAACAUACAGGUGAAGUGUUAUUUUUCUAGCCAAUAUGCUCAGCAAACUCAAAAUAAACUUUGGUACCAAGCAAAAGGUACCUCACUAAAUACUAAAAGAUAUUUUUUUAUAAUACUAUAUUAUAUACAAAACGUUAAAGCAGCAGUCCAUUAAAUGCUGGAGGAGCGUUAUGACAACUAUAUUUAGAUUUUGCAGCAUGCAUUCUUUCAAAGAAAAUCAGGCAUAGAUUUCAAUCAUUUUUUUGUAAAAGUUUUUUUCACAAUGCUCUUAUCUUUUUCUUUUUUUUUAGUUUUAAUCUAAACUAGCAGAGUAGAAUUGAGAAACCAAAUAUUUGUUUUUUUUUAGGUAAAUAUGUUAAUUUUGUGCUGGCCACUAAAGGGGUAUGAGUUGUGGGACAAGUAAAACAAGGAUGGACUGCUGCUAUUUACUCAUGUAUUUGUUAGUAAUAUUUCUUUUUCUCCAUUAGUUCAUCUGUGGAAUAUGAGAACUGUUAGGCUAGCAGGUCGUUAAUGCAAAUUAAUUGUUAAUACUUUUACUAUAUAUACAUGCAUUGUGCACACUGCCUGGAUUAUAUGUUUGAAGUUAAUCUACUCUUGUGAUUGAGAAAUCGUUCGAAAUCUAGAGUAGAAUGCAAGCCUUGCUAUGGGACAGUCUGGAUAUGUAUGAGCAAUUUAAUGGUACUCACGUUUAUGUAUUUGAGCUGGAUGGUUUGAGAUGUAACAGUAACAGGCAUAGAUAUGUUCAGAAAGCAUUCAGCUUUAACACCUUGACUGCCAAAAAUGGUGGCCAUACAUUGGUCCUCCCUGGCAGCGAGAGGGUUAAGAAGUCUAGAUUUUUGUCUCUCAACAUUGACCUUUUUGCAAUAGUAUUGCAUCUUGAUUUUUAUUUGUUUUCUCUACCAGACCUUUAGUUUACAACAAUGCACACUCAUGAAAUUAGUCAGGGCUAACAAUAAAAACCAAGAACCUCUUCCUUGAUAUAGUUUCUUUAAAUAAAAUGACUGUUGCUUACCAAGUUUCACUUGGACGUUGUCCCAUUGUAUUUAGUUACAUUGGUGGGGAGGGGGUGUAAGCUUCUGAUGUUUUUGCCUUAUGUCCUUAAAGUUAUGAGUUCUUUGUCCAGUAUUUUUCUUGUUUUCCCAUUUAUUAUUUUAGUAAUUGUGUGUCUUUUCACCAACUUUGACCAGCCGUGUUGAUUUUAAUUUUAUCAUGUCUGACUACAUUUUCAUUUCAUCACAGGAAGUAACAAGAUCGUCUUUUAUCAGAUAUCAUGUAGAAAGCUUUUACACCUCUUACUCAGGGAAGGGGGUUGGUGUAUGUGUGGUACACUGAUGUGACCAGAAGCAGCACUUUCGCUGCUCUGGAGUAGGGUUGUUCAAUAUUUGAAAGUUUGAUUUUUCUUUAUCUUAGGACUGUGUACUUAUCUAAUAACACAAUAUUGGGGUAAAUGUGAAAUAUAAUAAUUUUCCCACACAAUUCAUAUGAUAUAGUUGUGAUUCUAUAUGUUGCCGUAGGUCCCUUGACUCUAGUCAAUGCCUCUUGACCCUAAUCAUCGACUCCAGUCAAAGAAUACAAAUGAAAAAAAUGAAAGACUUUAAGGUACAUCAUUAAUGUUGUAUCAACAUGUAUUCCCUUACAGACAAUCGAUGAAAUGUGUACACACCCAUGAACAAUGGGGCUGCAUAGAGAUCACAUUUGGUAAAAUAAUGCACUUUGUUUUUUUUGUUUUUGUUUUUUUUUUAUUGUGUGAGGAAGAUAACACUCCAACAUUGGCCUUCAAAGGUUAUUUACCUAGAGUCCAAAAAAAGAAAGAAAACUCUGUCUCACUUUAUGAGCUCUAUUGACUCAAUUUAAAAACAAAGCAAGAAAAAAAAAUGUGUCCUCAUUAAACGCACACAAACAAGCAUGUUGAUGAUAUUCAUGUGUUUAUAUUGUGGAUUCCCUGUGUCCUAUUGGCAGUGUUGUGUUCAUUUAUAAAAUAGAAAAAUCUAAACUACUUGCACACGUCUACUCCGGAGCAUACUUUUUUCUUUUUUCCUUUUUUUUUUUUUUUUAUAUAUAUUUUUACGUAGAUGACCUCGCUUAAGAUGUGUUACCUUACUGAUAGAAUCUUUUUUUCUUGUAGCACUAUACUUUGUUGGAAUAUUUUUUUAAUGUAAGCCUAAUCUGAGAAGCUUAAACCUUUUCUGAAGCACUCACAUUUAGGAGUACAUGAAAUGCUUAAAAGAAAUUGCACAAAAAUAAAUUUGAAUGUUGGCGUGAGUAAUUCAGUGUUUGAAAAGACAUGGAUUCUGUUGAAACAAUAGUGGGUUUCAUACCUUGUUUGUAAAGUAAAUAAAUAUAUAAAUAAAUAUAAAUAUAUAUAUAUAUACGCGUGUAUGUGUGUGAAGGUGUGUUUUUGUAUGUGCAUGUGUAUAUAUGUAUAUAAUUAUAUGCAUAUACACAUACACACAUACAAAUAUUCACAUUUGUAUUCAAAACUAGAAAGGUUAAACAUCGCUUUUUUCUUUCUUGUAUAUAGAAAUCUGUCAAGUUUAGAUGAUCUGGUAUGUACGGCUACGGCCAGGAACAAUAUAUACUAAAAUAAAGGUUUCUAAAGGACAUAUAUGCUUAAUUUUAACCAUGUGAAGUAAACAAUUCAAGAGGUAGGAUUUCUCUCUUGUCUAUUUAAGCACCUGACCAAAACUGACCAGAUUCUGGAAUUAUAUCUUUGGGCAAUACUAAAUAUAAUAAUGUUGGCUUCAAAAUGAUGUAACCUUGUAUUAAUACAUUCAGAUGAUGUCACCAAAAGUUCACAAAAACUGUGAAAUCUACUACUAUUAUUAUCUUUUUGUGGUAAUCUACGGGUCCCUUCACUAUACGUACUUGCAGUUGUGCCUCUAUAUAGUGUUGUGCUGAUCUUAUUAAACAAAUUUCCUAAUAAUUUAUUCUCAGUUGUGUCAUUGUAUCUCAUGAAAAAAUGUUGUUACCAGUCAGCCACAAGAAUUACCGUAACUUACUUGUUUAGUUCAAUAUGAAUUUCUCAGUCCAGUUGACCAAGUCAAAAGCUCUUAAAAAUUCUCACAUGUUUAACCAUUUAAAAUGUAAACAGAAACGUGCAAGAAUUUAGGUUUGCCUGAGUAUUCUUUACAAUUAAUAAACAUAUAGUUCCUGCUUCACAUCUGAUUAUUUUUGGAUUUUAAUCCAUUAUAAUGUUGGUAACUGGUCUUUUUCACACUAUCUAUGUAUUACAAAUAACUUGUCUUUAGAAUGAAUUUCAUUUGCACAGAAAUUCUUUGGUAAAAUGACUGUAUUAAAAUUAAGUGUAUUUGUUCUUUAUAACCUAAUCACAAAAGUGAAAACAAAUUUGAGAUUUCUAUUUUUUUCAUCAUGUUAUGAAAGGACUAAAGUCUUCCAUGGGUUUUAAUUGGAGGCUUCAUCCAUGUUAUUUCUUUGUUAAUUUCUAUUUUGACUGGUCAAAGCUGCAAUUUCCUUUUCUUGUCCAAGUUUCAUCUUCAUUAUUUGGAAGUGUUUUACAGACAGUACACUUUAUUUGAGUUCAGUAUCUACGACUAUAUCACAAUGUGUAUAUUAAUUACAACGUUAAACAGGGAAUAUUACUCAACAUUUCUGUGUUAUAAUGGUCACUUGUAUACCAUGUUUUAAUGUUUUCUUAAAUUAUCUUUAAAAAAAAAAACACACACAAAACCAGUUGUGAGAUUGGCAGAACCUAUUUAAUAAACUAAAUUUAAUUCAACAUUUAAUUAUAAGUUAAGUAGACAUUUUGGAAUGGAUAACAUUUUUCAUUAACCAAAAUGACUAUGGUGUAUAGGAACAUACUGCUGUUAGUGCAAACCUCAAAAGCAAUAUUUCAGGUUCCUCUGAAACUUUUGUUAUUCCGAGUGUGGGAUAAGAGUUGACUAACUAUUAGAAACAAAUGCACUGGUUUCAGUUUUAAAAGAUAAUCAAGUAUACAAUUUCACUUUGCAUUGUAAGGUUGGUGUCCCACAAACUUCUCAAUGAUAAUUUGAAUAGUAAUAAGGAAUUCUUCAUUAUACAGAAGUCAUGUUCAUAUAUAGAUAUAUACUCUUCACCCACACGUUCACCAUAGAGAACCAUACAGACAUUUACACUUUAAACUUGAUAUUCACAUGUUUUGUACAAUGUCGUGUUUCAAUUUUAAGAAAGUCCCAAACCUCAGGUAUAUAGUUUGAUAUGAAAGAUACACUAUAACUUGUAUGGUCUUUAUUUUAUGGUAGGUGAUGGAUGGAACACAAUUAAACCUCCUCAUAUUCUGCUGUAUAGCACACUUCCAAGAAACACCAAAUGAAAAGUUAUUUGCAGCUUUGUGUUGGAAAGCAACAUGGCUGACCUGGCCAGUGCAAAGGUGAAAUAGAAAGGAAAUAAUGUUUUGCACCUUACUGAGCAGAAGAAGAUGUUUCAGUGCAUACAGAUAUAGUUCAGAGCGUUUAUUGUGACAGAACUUUUUUCCAUAUGCGUACAUACUCUCUGUAAUUCCAGUGUAAAAUAUUGUACUUGCACUAGCUUUUUUAAAAACAAAUAUUAAAAUAAUGGAAGAAUUCAUAUUCUAUUUUCUAAUCGUGGUGUGUCUAUUUGUAGGAUACACUCAAGUCUGUUUAUUGAAUUUUAUGGUCCCCUUUCUUUGAUGGUGCUUGCAGGUUUUCUAGGUAGAAUUAUUUCAUUAUAAUAAAACAAUGUUUGAUUCAAAAUUUGAACAAAAUUGUUUUAAAAAAAAUUGUCUGUAUACCAGUACAAGUUUAUUGUUUCAGUAUACUCGUACUAAUAAAAUAACAGUGCCAAUUGCAAA
This is a messenger RNA of Bombina bombina (fire-bellied toad), 13696 nucleotides long. RefSeq names its product ataxin 1 (gene ATXN1). Bases 1009 to 3390 code for a protein of 793 amino acids. NCBI's taxonomy places the organism in Eukaryota, Metazoa, Chordata, Amphibia, Anura, Bombinatoridae. The transcript is spliced from 9 exons. Gene Ontology annotation, biological process: nervous system development; negative regulation of transcription by RNA polymerase II. Gene Ontology annotation, molecular function: RNA binding; protein binding. The record is from RefSeq and is a predicted model, not a curated record. Gene Ontology annotation, cellular component: nucleus.